AUGGCGAGUUUGAAUGCGUACGCCCAAUCCUUACGGAAUGAUAAGCGACUUGACAAAGAAUAUGAAGAAGGUGUGCCAUUUUUCGUGCCGCAAUUAUCAAAGGUCAAGACCAGUGUCAUGUGUCAAGGCAAAAGUCAAAAGCUUUUAUUCAAUUACGAGAGACGAUCAAGUGUCAGCCCAGAUCCUUCAUCUCCCUUGACAUUACCAUAUCGAAAACAAGGGAAUCAAAAGUUUUACACAGAAGAGAAUUUAAAGAAGCGACAGAAAUUAAUGGGAAACCCUAAAAUUUUGAAAGCCAUUGAACGAUUUUGGGACACUUUUGCUUGUAUAAGACGUGGAGGUGAUACGAUCUCCAUGCGCGAGUACGUGGACGUUUUUAUGAAAUUAUACAAAGCUUUAGUCACUCCUAGUGAUUUUUCUAUCGGUGAAGCGCGAUGCAUUGUCGAAAAAGAUUGGGCAAAGGAUUCUGACAAUUGCGAAAGACUGUCAAAAACUCUUUUUGUGAGCGCAUUAUUUGAGGUGGUCGAUAUUUGGACCACAAAUAUUGGUGUGAAAGAGUAUAUCGCUUUUCUUAACAAACUUUUCAAACGAGUGACUGUGACGAUCUAUGAUCAUGUUAAGAUGCAGUGGAUGAUUGCAUUUGCAGAACUUGAUACAAUUCGGUCGUUCGAUGAUCCAAAUUUUAUCGAAGAGAAUGGUGAAGAAUGUGUUGACAAUAACAAUGUUACAAAUGAAGCGAACGCUGUGCCUAGACCCCCAUUUCUUCGAAACAAGACUCGGUCAGCAAGUGCGUUCUUGUCAGCUUCAAAUAAUGAUCGACUACCAGAGCUGAAUUUUGCUCGAAGAGGUCAGAACGAUGGCUGGAAUUCCUCAAGAAGUGACGAACUUAGCUACAGCUGUGAUGAUCAAUUGUUCGAGAAUGAAACAGCUAAGACGAGAUCGGAUGAAGGAUCGAAAGACAAGCGAAGGCAAUUUGAUGACGAGGUGCAGAGUGAACCUUCAACGGCACGGCUCUCUCGUCCGAUGUUUCCAGAUAUUUCACCACCGCACGUUCUACUUCAUCUUCCAAACAUUUAUUUGAAUCCUGAUCUUACUGAUGUACAUGAAGCAGAAUGUGCAGCACGUAGACGACUUCGACGCAACGCGAGGUUGGUACAAAAUGUGCGCCGUAUCCUCUCAUCGAACCAUCAGUUCCAAGCUUAA
Molecule: messenger RNA, 1203 nt
Organism: Plasmopara halstedii
Lineage: Eukaryota; Oomycota; Peronosporomycetes; Peronosporales; Peronosporaceae
Exons: 2
Coding region: 1-1203 (400 amino acids)
Source: RefSeq, a predicted model, not a curated record